GAAAAGGGUUUGAUUAUUUGGGUCAUAGUUGUUGUCGUCUCUGCUUGGAGAUUAGAUAUUUAUCUCCAAAGACGAUGACAAGUCGUACUGGCAAUUGUCUGCACAGGUGUUCUUGAUGUAGCUUGGACAAGCUCUUGUGCGGCUUCGGAAGAUAUGAAAUAAGCUGUAGAAUAGUGACAAAAUGAACGGGGGAAAUGUAGAUUUGAUGCAGAGUUUUGCGUGCUUAUAACUUUACAACAGAUUUUCCUGAGAAAUCAACAAUUUCUGGUCCUCAAAAACUAUGCCAGGUCAAACUAUAUAAUAUUUUUUAAAGUGGACAUAAACAUUUCACCAGGAAAGGCUUCAUACCUGUUAGGCUCCAUUGUUUCUUUAUAAUCCAUUUGAAUAACCAGAAUUUACAUUUUUUGGCAGUGAGUAGAUGGGGAUUUGGUUCCAUUUACGACCUGGAAUGAUUAUUCGAGUCAAUCGCUGGCAUUAUUUAUUGUAUGAUAUCACUUGAGUAAUCAAAGUUUUGGCGAGUGAUUCAAGCUUUGAUGAUGCUCUUUCAUAAUCACAGUAAAACAUUUCAAAGUUGGAAGGAAGUUAUAAGAGUUGUAGUCCAGUGGUUGAACACUUUUAUGAUUGUUUAUUAUGUCGCAUGGCAUACUGACAUGUUUGUAAGCAGUCAGUCUUCUGCUAUUCCUGACCACACUACAGUAUUUUUAGUACUAUAUAUUCAAGUUUAGUGUAGUCCUUUUCUUUACGUGAUGACAGUAAUAAGGGCUCAUAGGUGAACUUGCAAGCACUCUUCAGGAACGCAUCUUUUCACACCGAAGUGUCACAGAAGAAAACAUGGCGAAACUUACAGCUGGGGACACAGACGACCCACCAAGAAUUCCCGCCAACCCAGUCAUUAACGGUAACGUGGCUAUGGCAGAUGGUCACAACAACGGCGAGGAGGACAUGGAGGAUGAUACUAGUUGGCGGUCGGAAGCAACCUUCCGGUUUGUGGUGGAACGUUUCAGCCGUUUGAGUGAGUCAGUGCUCAGUCCAUCGUGCUUUGUCCGAAACCUUCCAUGGAAGAUUAUGGUGAUGCCCCGCUUCUACCCUGACCGGCCACACCAGAAGAGUGUGGGCUUUUUCCUCCAGUGUAACGCAGAGUCUGACUCCACGUCCUGGUCUUGCCACGCCCAGGCCAUGUUGAAGAUCAUAAACUAUAAAGAUGAUGAAAAGUCUUUCAGCCGAAGGAUCAGUCACCUGUUCUUCCACAAAGAGAACGACUGGGGCUUUUCCAGCUUCAUGUCCUGGAGUGAUGUGACUGAUCCAGACAAGGGCUUUGUUGAUGAUGACAAAGUCACAUUUGAAGUUUACGUCCAGGCAGAUGCGCCGCAUGGUGUGGCCUGGGAUUCCAAAAAACACACGGGUUACGUGGGGCUGAAAAACCAGGGAGCUACCUGCUACAUGAACAGUCUGCUGCAGACUCUCUUCUUCACCAACCAGCUGCGCCGGGCGGUGUACAUGAUGCCCACUGAGGGAGAUGACUCAUCCAAGAGUGUUCCUCUUGCACUGCAAAGGGUUUUCUAUGAGCUACAACACAGCGACAAACCUGUCGGCACCAAGAAACUCACAAAGUCCUUUGGGUGGGAAACACUAGAUAGUUUCAUGCAGCAUGACGUUCAGGAGCUCUGCAGAGUGCUUCUGGACAAUGUAGAGAACAAAAUGAAAGGCACUUGUGUGGAGGGAACCAUCCCCAAGCUCUUCCGAGGGAAGAUGGUGUCUUAUAUCCAGUGUAAGCAUGUGGACUACCGGUCAGAGCGGAUAGAAGAUUAUUAUGACAUCCAGCUAAGCAUCAAAGGAAAGAAGAACAUUUUUGAGUCAUUCAAGGACUAUGUUGCCACUGAGCAGUUGGAUGGAGACAACAAAUAUGAUGCUGGGGAACAUGGCCUCCAGGAGGCGGAGAAGGGAGUGAAGUUCCUUACCUUCCCCCCAAUCCUUCAUCUGCAGCUGAUGAGAUUCAUGUAUGACCCACAGACCGACCAGAACAUCAAGAUUAAUGACCGGUUUGAGUUUCCAGAUCAGUUACCACUUGACGAAUUCCUUCAGAAGCCAGACUCCAAAGAUCCGGCCAACUACAUUUUGCACGCCGUACUAGUGCACAGCGGAGACAACCAUGGCGGUCACUACGUCGUCUAUCUUAACCCAAAAGGAGACGGCAAAGUGAGUGUCAAGGAACCAAUAUGGUGCAAGUUUGAUGAUGAUGUGGUGUCGCGGUGUACCAAGGAAGAAGCUAUAGAGCACAACUAUGGUGGACAUGAUGACGACCUCUCAGUUCGACACUGCACCAACGCGUACAUGUUGGUUUACAUCCGUGAAUCCAAGCUCAGUGAAGUGCUUCAGCCCAUGACCGACGUGGACAUCCCUCAGCAGCUGGUUGAGCGUCUGCAAGAGGAGAAGAGGGUUGAAGCUCAGAAAAGGAAGGAGCGCCAAGAGGCUCACCUCUACAUGCAGGUCCAGAUGGUGACAGAAGACCAGUUCUGUGGUCAUCAAGGCAAUGACAUGUAUGACGAGGAGAAGGUGAAGUACACGGUCUUCAAAGUUCUCAAGAGUUCCACACUCCAGGAGUUUGUCCAGAACCUGUCCCAGACCAUGGGUUUCCCACAGGAUCAGAUGAGGCUGUGGCCCAUGCAAGCUCGUAGCAAUGGAACCAAGCGACCUGCUAUGUUAGACUACGAAGCAGACAGCAACAAGUCGAUGAUCGACUUGAGUGACAAUGAGAACCCCUGGACAAUAUUUCUGGAGACGGUGGAUCCAGAGAUGGCAGCCAGCGGGGCAACGUUACCCAAGUUUGACAAAGAUCAUGAUGUCAUGUUGUUCUUGAAAAUGUAUGACCCAAAAACCAGAAGCUUAAAUUAUUGUGGACAUAUCUACACACCUAUAUCCUGCAAAAUAAGAGAUCUAUUGCCCAUCAUGUGUGAGAGAGCAGGAUUUCCGCAGGAAACUAGUCUUAUCCUCUAUGAGGAAGUAAAGCCCAAUCUAAUUGAGCGGAUACAGGACUACGGUGUCUCUCUGGACAAGGCCCUGGAUGAGCUCAUGGACGGGGACAUCAUUGUCUUCCAGAAGGACGACCCAGAGAAUGACAGCAGUGAGCUGCCGACAGCCAACGACUAUUUCAAGGAUCUCUACCACCGGGUGGACGUCAUCUUCUGUGACAAGACCAUCCACAACGACCCCGGAUUUGUGGUCACACUGUCAAACCGCAUGAACUACUUUCAGGUGGCCAAGACGGUAGCACAGAGGUUGAACACAGAUCCAAUGCUGCUCCAGUUCUUCAAGUCACAGGGGUACAGGGACGGCCCAGGGAAUCCUCUCAGACACAACUAUGAGGGAACACUACGGGACCUGCUGCAAUUCUUCAAACCUCGGCAGCCCAAGAAACUCUACUAUCAGCAGUUGAAGAUGAAGAUCACAGACUUUGAGAACCGGAGGAGUUUCAAAUCCAUAUGGCUAAACAGCCAGUUCAGGGAAGAAGAGAUCACCCUCUACCCUGACAAACAUGGCUGUGUUCGGGACCUUUUGGAAGAAUGUAAAAAGGCAGUGGAGCUGUCUGAAAAAGGCUCUGAGAAACUCAGGCUGUUAGAGAUAGUAAGCUAUAAAAUCAUCGGGGUUCACCAGGAGGACGAGCUGCUAGAAUGUUUAUCUCCGGCUGCAAGCCGCACCUUCAGAAUAGAGGAGAUUCCUUCGGACCAGGUGGACCUGGACAAGGACACAGAGUUGCUAAUCCCUGUAGCUCAUUUCCAUAAGGAAGUCUUUGGCACAUUUGGGAUUCCGUUCUUGCUCAAGAUUCGACAGGGUGAGUCGUUCAGGGAGGUGAUGAGGAGGAUCCAGACGAUGCUGGACAUCCAGGAGAAGGAGUUUGAAAAGUUCAAGUUUGCGAUUGUGAUGAUGGGCCGGCAUCAGUACAUCACUGAAGAUGAGUACGAAGUCAACCUGAAGGACUUUGAGCCGCAGCCAGGUAACAUGUCUCAGCCGCGGCCCUGGCUCGGCUUGGACCAUUUCAACAAAGCUCCAAAGAGAGGCCGCUACACAUACCUGGAGAAAGCAAUCAAGAUCCACAACUGAAGCAGCCCUCUCCCCCCUCAGCCCCCCGCCCUCUGCACCUCACCUACUAAACACACCUAACAACAGACUGUAACCUAUCUUGUGUGCGUGACAGACUGCGUGGGCGUGCGUGUGCUCGUAUUCUCACUUUGAACACCCCUCGCCCGGACUCGUACAGCUCAACACCGGCACUACUCGUCAGAGAUGCGGCUCACACUGCAGCUGAUGGAUGAUUCUCUAUAAUAAACUGCACCAACCACAUCCUGUUUUAAUUUUCUUUUCUUCCCCUCCACAUCCAAGACACUUUCUUUUUAGCUUUAACUGUUACUCUUCUUUUCCUUUGCCUGUCUGGAAGAUGGGAAAUGAGAUCGGGUUUUAAAUAUAUACUUCAAUGUAUACCUCUCCACGUUUGACCCUCUUUCAGCUUCCCCUCCCCCCCCCUCUCUUUUGGAGUUUUUAAAUAAAGAGUUGUUUAAAGAGACAUUAUACUGCUGUGUGACGUUUCAUGAGAGGAUGAUGGCCAGGAAAAUUGGACUGAGGGAGGACGGCGUUUCUUUCUCCCCUUCUCCUAAACCCAUCCUUUCAAUCACCACGGUGUCGGUUCUUAUUGCCCUCAUUCUUUUCGUGCACACAGUAUUCCCACGUUUACGCCUGGUUCUUUCUCUCUGAGGUUUUGGGAAAGAAUGUUUAGGACAAUUUUUUUUUUUUUGGCUCUUUGUGCAGAUCUUGUAUAUUAUGAAUCCACAUCUGUUUAAAAUAAUAAAUUGGGAUAAAAGAUGA
Molecule: messenger RNA, 4857 nt
Organism: Synchiropus splendidus (mandarinfish)
Lineage: Eukaryota; Metazoa; Chordata; Actinopteri; Syngnathiformes; Callionymidae
Gene: usp7
Product: ubiquitin specific peptidase 7 (herpes virus-associated)
Exons: 31
Coding region: 832-4098 (1088 amino acids)
Biological process (GO): protein deubiquitination; regulation of protein stability
Cellular component (GO): cytosol; nucleus
Molecular function (GO): cysteine-type endopeptidase activity; protein binding; cysteine-type deubiquitinase activity
Source: RefSeq, a predicted model, not a curated record